AGAUCUCACAAAUAUAACAUUGCUGAGAUUUAGCAAUCCCGCUUCUCCAAAGAAGAAAGAACGAGUAUGCCGCCCGCCUUAACAGAAGCCGUGAGUUUGUAACGGCCUGCACAUGCCCACAACACACACCUGGUCUUGGAUGUGAUCCUGCAUGCGCACUCUGCGAGUCACCACCACAACAUCGCCGGUGAUGGCCUCUCUGCACGGAGCGCGCGCAUGCGCAGGCUUAACGAGUCAAAACAAACCUCAGAUCGAUCAUCACGGCGUCGAUCAGCCACUGCCAUUCUGGAGACCGCGAUGCAUUGCUCCGCCGUGCUCUUGUUCCUCCUCGUCCUCCCCCGACCCCGUCCAGCCGCGGCCGUCGGCGCCUCCGCCCCCGCCCCCGCCCCCGCCCCCGGCAGGAGCAUGAGCAUCACGCCGUCCCCCCUCCUGCCGUGCCUGGAGGAAGUGCUGCCGUGCACGGCGUACCUCAAGUCGGCGGGGCGCCCCGCGCCGACGUGCUGCACCGCCCUGAGCCGCGCUGCGGCCACCGAGAUGCCGUGCAUCUGCCAGCUGCUCGCCGACCCGGGGAUGCUCGCCGACUUCAACGUCACCAGAGAGCAGGCGCUGGCGCUGCCCGCACGCUGCCGCCUCCCCGUCGGCUGCCGCGACAGCUCCGUCGGCAUGCCCGACCCAGGUCAGUUCCCGCCGACGUGCGACGCGCGUCUCAGCCAUAAUUUGCAAGGAAUCUGACGCGCCAAGAGUUUUGCUCUCAGUUGUGCAGGCGCCGCCGCCGCCGCCCGCCGUUCGGACGGCGCCGCGCAAUACUCACGCCGGCGAUCCGUCGGGCGGCGACCGGUGCUGGACAGGAAGCGCCUGGCGCGCGGUCUGGACGAUGCUGUUUGGCGAAUUGUUCUCGUUUGGUGUGUUGCUUUAGGCUUCUUGGACGACCGCGCGAAGCCGUUGGGACUGAGGAGCGUUCUGCUCGCUGCAUUCAGCUCAUGAUCGUGUACACUUGCAGAUAGUUUGUUUGGUCUUCACAUUUUCAGGGUAGAGCCUCUAGGUCUUUCGUGCUAGGAAAAUUCACUGAUUGUUGCUUAUUAGCUCAUUUAAAUGAGCAGUGCUACCAAUAGUGGUUGG
This is a messenger RNA of Triticum urartu, 1119 nucleotides long. NCBI's taxonomy places the organism in Eukaryota, Viridiplantae, Streptophyta, Magnoliopsida, Poales, Poaceae. The record is from RefSeq and is a predicted model, not a curated record.